AUGCCGGAAGGCUUGGUCGUGGUGACUUCAGACAGCGCUGCACUUUGGACUGACGGCCGAUACUUCCUGCAAGCUGAGAGCCAAAUGGACUGCAACUGGCAGCUAAUGAGGAACGGCACAGAACCCAAGCCGCCCUCGGAGGUGGAGUGGCUGGUCUCACAGCUGGAGCGGGGCAGCUCGGUCGGCGGCGACCCCCGGCUCAUCGCAGCCCAGAACUGGCUCCACUUCGAAGCCCGGCUGAGAGAUGCGGGAAUGCAGAUGAAGCUGGUCUAUGACAACCUGAUUGAUCUCAUCUGGACUGAGGACAGGCCGCCGCGCCCUGCAGACCCCAUCGUCAUUCAGAACCUAACAUACGCGGGGAAGCCGUGGGAGGAGAAGGUCGCCGAGCUGAGGGACUACAUGAAGGAAGAGGAUGUGGAGGUGCUGCUGGUUACCGCGCUGGACGAGGUCGCCUGGCUCCUCAACCUCCGCGGAAACGAUGUACCUCACACGCCAGGGGCCGAGGUGGUCCGGCUGCAUAUGUACGACGAGGUUCUGUACAAUUUUGGCUCGUACAUACGCCAGAAAUGGAAGGGGAAGAUCCUCCUCCCAGCCCGCUCCACCUAUAUUGAUGGGGUCAGUACUGGAUGGCACCACGGACGUGACGCGAACGUACAUUACGGUCGGCACACCGAGUUCCAGAUGGAGGCCUACACGCGGGUCCUAAUGGGCGCCAUUGACCUGGCCGACCUGGUCAUCAACAAGCCAGGUCAGGACGUUCAGAUGAGCCUCAUGGUUCGACAGCCGCUGUUUAAGGCCGGCCUCAACUAUCGACAUGGAUCGGGACACGGCAUCGGGGCCUACCUGACCAUCCACGAGGGACCUAUUCUCAUCUCGCCUGGAGGAACUGGUCACCUGAUGGAGAAAGGCCAGUUUUUCUCGGACGAGCCGGGCUACUACCAGGACGGAGAGUUCGGCAUACGGCUCGAGACGAUCCUGUUUGUUCAGGAGCUGGACACCGAGCACAAUUUUGACGGUCCAUACAUGCAUUUCGAGCCGGUUACCUUGGUGCCGUUCGAGAGGAACCUCAUCAUCCCCGAGAUGAUGUCACGGAGGCAGCUGGUCUGGCUCAACGAGUACCACCGCCGAGUGCAACUGGAGGUGGGCCCUGUCCUCAAACGGCAGAAACGAGAGCGUGCUCUCAAGUGGCUCGAGGCGCGAACGGCCCCUAUACGGCCGGCGAAAAUAGCGCCUUCCGUUGGGUUCACCAUCAGCUCAGCCGGGCUGCCGGUGAAGUGCAGCACGGUCAUGCUGGUCUGGUUGACCUCAGCUGCAAUCAGUGUUGCCAGGAUCAUGUGAGUCAGACUGGUGUUUAAAUGCGGGAGUGAUGAUGUACAAAUGGCUGCGUUGUCGAUAGUGUCGAUUCAUACAACUGCUGUAUUCCUGGUUGCUGGAAUGCCCUGCUUUUGUGAGCUCGAUUUAUGCAAGAGAUGCUGAAAACAUCGGGCACUGACAUGCUACUCAACUUGCCUUUGUCGUGUCAGAGGAAGCCCAACUGACAUUUUCGCCAUCUUGCAGUGUCAGGGUCAGUUAUUUAUCCAAACACAACCUUCCAGUGUUGUUAGACGAAUCGCAAAGUGUAGCGGAAUACAAAAUCCAACUGACAUGUUUGGUGAGAAAAACUUAAAAAGCGCACGUGCUCGGAUGCAUAUGAUUUCACAUGUACGGUGCCAUCGUACUCCAUGCUUCAGUUCAAUGUCAGAUGUGCUGUUCAAAAGAAAUGUCGGGUCAAGGAGCCUUAAGUGCUGUGAAUUCAGUAAUCCUGGUUUACAUUGAUUGCACCAACGAGAGCGUCCCCUUGAGCAAUGCCAAAUAUACCAAUACUCGACUUA
This is a messenger RNA of Pollicipes pollicipes, 1871 nucleotides long. RefSeq names its product xaa-Pro aminopeptidase 1-like. Lineage: Eukaryota; Metazoa; Arthropoda; Thecostraca; Pollicipedomorpha; Pollicipedidae. The transcript is spliced from 13 exons. The coding region runs from base 1 to 1338 and encodes 445 amino acids. The record is from RefSeq and is a predicted model, not a curated record.